Messenger RNA from Puccinia graminis f. sp. tritici CRL 75-36-700-3, 1818 nucleotides. RefSeq lists its product as uncharacterized. The transcript has 2 exons. Gene Ontology annotation, cellular component: replication fork; Rad51C-XRCC3 complex. Gene Ontology annotation, biological process: t-circle formation; telomere maintenance via recombination; double-strand break repair via synthesis-dependent strand annealing. Lineage: Eukaryota; Fungi; Basidiomycota; Pucciniomycetes; Pucciniales; Pucciniaceae. Bases 32 to 1576 code for a protein of 514 amino acids. Gene Ontology annotation, molecular function: ATP-dependent DNA damage sensor activity; ATP binding; four-way junction DNA binding. The record is from RefSeq and is a predicted model, not a curated record.
GGGGACCGAUGAAGUCCUUCCUGGAUUGGUGAUGCCCCUUCUCGAGGAACCUAUCCAUUCACUUCACGUCAGCUCUCCUAUCCUAUCAAGACUAACCGAUUUCCCAGUCAAGUACUCGCAAAGGCUUCAAAGAGCCGGCUUCACAACAGCAUCAGAGAUCAUCCUAAUCACUCCGGAGAGCCUCAAGAGCCAGACCGGAUUGAGCAGCGAAGAGGUCCAAGAUGUCUACCGCAGAUUAUCCGAGAUAUGUUCGCCGCAGGUCUCGACGGUUUCCGCGCGACUCAUUGAGGGAAGUAAGCAAGGGUUUAUCACCCUAGGGUCGGCCGAUCUGGACCGCGUGUUCGGCAGUCCACAGGGCGGGAUCCCCACCGGACUGUUGACGGAAAUCGCGGGGGAAUCGGCAUGCGGAAAGACCUGUCUGGCCCUUCAGCUCUCCUUGAACGUUCAACUGCCUCACUCCCUCGGAGGCCUUCUGGGCGGAUGCAUCUAUCUGUGCACCGAAAGCGCGUUCCCUACCAGAAGGUUACACGAGAUGGCUGCCGGGCUGUGUGCUCGUGUGAAGAACAUCUUGGAUUCUUUGGACCCCGAAACUCAGGAACUCAUCCUACAAGACUUGCGCGUCGAGAGUCUGAUGGAAAACGUCCAUCUGACACGUGUCCAUGAUCCACAAGCCUUAAUCCACACGAUCCACUACUAUCUACCUGGGUUUCUGGGCAGACAGAACGAGUCGAAAGGCGGAUCUCAGCGACCCAUAAGAUUGAUAGUAUUAGACUCGAUCGGGGCGAUCUUCCGAACGGAUCUCGACCCAUCGAGGAUGUCGACGACGACGAUGGCGAAGGAGCAUUCACAAAACAAUGCCAAGUUUAGGAUGACCGAGCGGGCGGCGGAGAUGAACCAAGUAGCGGAUGGCCUGAAGGAGCUUGGGGCGCGAUACGGCUUGGCGGUGGUGGUGGUCAACCAGGUCUCAGACGUCAUGGCCGCCUCCUCUUCCUCCUCCUCCGAGCUCGUCCUUCCGCGGCCAGUCCAGAAGAGCGUCGGCCGGUCCCACGGCUUCGCGUCCUUGCAUCCCUCCCCGCUACACAGCUCGGGCAGCACCGUAGUCGAGACCGGCCGGAAAAGCUCGCCGCCCAACAACCCCCCCUCCCCUCUUCCCCCGCCCAUCUCGACGCCCGCCUCUACCCCUGACUCGACUCCCCUUCUUGCCACACCAACCAGUCACCUCCUCUCGCCAAUCCCGCUCCUUUACCACCACCAAGCACGCCAUUUCACCGGACAAAAGGUCACCCAAAACCGCAAGGAAGCCGCGCUUGGGAUCCAUUGGACUAACGCUAUCAACCAACGAAUCAUGCUCAACAAACUCCACUCGUCCAUCGACCCCAUCUCUCUCCCAAAACCCCUCCUGGAGAUCGACAAUCAUCCGCAUAAUCCGAAUCCCGUUAGGCUCGCUAAACUUGGCCUAAGAGAGGCCGUCCUCGUCUUCUCUCCGCUCGGAUUUACUCCCCUCGAUCACAACCAUAGAGCCGUACAGUUCGUCAUUCAUUCUCGUGGAAUCGUCUCUGUUAAUGAGUUCUUGUGAUUCUCUCUCUGCCCGGCGAGGCGGAGGGGGGGGGGUCCUUUCUUCCGCAUGUUUCGUACAUUUUGAUUAUAUAUUUUAUUCUUUAUUCAUAGCAGAUCUGUAGUCUUUUCCUCAUUUAUUUAUCAGUGUUUUCUUCUUUCAAAGUACAUGUAAUAUACUGCAUUAACAUGUUUGUGUGUGUCUGUGUGGAGAUGUUUUUUUCUUAAAAAAAAGUAAUAUGAUGUGAUGUAUUUCAGCAAAUC